GUCUCAAAUCCUAGGAGCCAGAGAGCCGUAGGGAUUGGAUAGAAAGCAUGUCAAUUUUGCUUAUAUUAUUCUCUACGUUGGCCUUAUGAGGUAGCUUGUUUGGUCUUCAAAGCUUACCAAAUCACCAACAAUGAGAUUGUUGAUGCAUGUGCCUCUGCAUCUAGAAAUUCUUGAAAUUAUCAGAUUGUUUCCAUGGAGACAUGAUGUUUGGUUUUAUUUAUUUUCUUUGGGAAUUCAUGGAAUUCAAUUUUUGUUUUUACCAUGUGCGUCUAUUUCUUCGUGAAAAUUGACGUUAGACAUAUUGUGGACAUGAUGCCUAGAGAAAAGUUUCUAGACUAAAAGUUCUUUAUUUAUUUAUUUUUUUUUUUCUGAUUUUCCCUUAGAAAUCAAUUGAGCAAGAUAAAUUCAUUAAAUGCUGGUCAAUGUAUUAGAUCUAAAAGUCAUAAGCACAUUCAUUCAAGAUCUAAAACUCCAAGCGCUUUCUUUAUGCUUAAAAUUUUACAGAAAAAAGAGAGUAUUUUGAGUUAAAUGUUUUUGUGAAAUUUAUCUUCUUAAUGAACAUGCUGGUAAACAUCUUUCAACAGUCUCUUCCCAAUUUUUUCUUUCUAGGAUCUAAUAUUUACGUGUAGACAUGCUACAUUCAUGCAUCUGUGGGCUGGCUGGUGCCCGUGACUUUGUUUUCUUGGUGCUGUGCUACCAACCAUGCGGAUGAUGAGAAGCAAUUGGAGCACUACUUAAAGAAAAUCCAAAGAGAAUUUAUACAGAGACAAGUUGUUGAUAAAAUUACCAUCAAAGUGAAGGAAUUGAAUUAAACCAACUACUUGGAGGUUCGUGUAACAUUGUGCGUUUGUUACCAGAAGUACCUUUGCAGAAGCAGCAUAGCUUUAAAUAGGGGAGCAUUAUGCACGGAUGUGAUCGCACCCAUUCAAUGUUCAAAGAUAUCGGAGGAAUGCUUUCAUCUUUUCUAGCCUAUGGGACACAGUUAUCACUUUGAGCUUAUUUCCUGGGAGAGGUUGUUGGAAGCAGAACUACUUGCGCAGAUGGAAGAGGUGAGACUGGUUUGAGGAAGGGCAGAUAUAGCUGGGUCUAGAGUGUCCAGAAAUCAAGAAAGUACUUUACAACUGAAUGCCAUGAGUUGCUCUCUACCACUCGCCCUGUUCUGUUGAAGCAUGGAAGAUUACAUUAUAUUUUUCUUCUAUUUCAAUGUUAUUUUGCUAUGUAAUGUUAUGGUUGUCCUCAUUUGGACGAGAUCUCUAACAAUAUAAUCCUGAACACAUGGCGCCAUGUUUUGUGGCAAAGUUAUCAAAGGAAAUAUCUUAAGUUGGAGUAGGUAGUAGGUACACCUUUCAAUUGUAAUGGUUGCUAAUAUAUUACGCAACCUCUUUUCAUUUUGAGUUUGUCAAGUUAAUGAGAGGAAAGGGAAGGAGAUUGUUCUGCUUCUCUACGCUUAAUAUCAACUUUCCAGGUAGACAAAUUCUGGUGAUAAAUUUUCAAAUAUUUUUCAAUGUUCACAAACUCUAGUGACUUAAUUAAAAAAUUUUCAAAUAUUUU
Molecule: messenger RNA, 1551 nt
Organism: Rubroshorea leprosula
Lineage: Eukaryota; Viridiplantae; Streptophyta; Magnoliopsida; Malvales; Dipterocarpaceae
Source: the annotation of a GenBank genome assembly